CCUGGGACGGGCAGGUGUCAAGAGCUGUCAAGGGCAGUGCAGGUUAGUUGACGCCGUUAUGUGAGUGCCCCCGAGGCCCCAGAGGAAAUUGGAGGAUGCCCCCGACCAGACGCAUAGUGAAGGUGCUGCGCAACGGCGCCCCCGACGGCCCGCGGAUAGUGGCGCUGCCCGAGUCGCCCGACGACUGCCAGCAGCUGCUGCAGAGCUUGUGGGGCUGCGCCCCCCUUAGGAUGUUCCUGGAGGACGGCAGCGCGCUGACCGACUGCGAUUGCCUGCGCGAUGGAGACACCGUCCAUGUGUCGAGCGGGGAGGGCUUCGCCCCCCGCUGCUCGCCGGACGAGUGGGUGACGCUGAACGUGGGGGGCACCAGCUUCAGCACCACGCGCAAAACCCUCACCAUGGCGGAGCCCCACAGCAUGCUGGCGCGCAUGUUUUCGCAGGAGAGCGAGUUCCAGCCGAGCCGCCGCGACCGGAACGGGGCGUGGCUGAUCGACCGCAGCCCCCAGUACUUCGCGCCGCUGCUGCACUACCUGCGCUGCGGCCAGCUGGUGCUGGACGGGGGCGUGAGCCCCGAGGGCGUGCUGGGCGAGGCGCGCUUCUUCGGCCUCGACUCGCUCAUCCCCACGCUGGAGCAGAUGCUGCUGGAGACGCGCGAGUGUCGCGACGAGGCGCCGCUCACGCGCCGCGACGUCGUCGACGCGCUGAUCCGCAGCUCCAACUCAGAAGUGCUGCGCUUCCAGGGCGUGAACCUGGCGGGCGCCGAUCUGAGCAAGCUCGACCUGCGCGCCAUCAACUUCAAGUACGCCAACAUGCAGCGCUGCAACCUGGCGGCCGCCAAUCUGAGCUGGUGCUGUUUGGAGCGCGCCGAUCUCUCCCACGCCGUCCUGGACAAUGCGCAACUGUCGGGCGUGAAGGGGCUGCGCGCCGUCAUGGAGGGCGCCUCGAUGCGCAACUGCAACUUCACCGACCCGGUGGGCGGGGCCAACCUGGAGGGCGUCAACCUGAAGGGGGCGUGUCUGGAGGACAGCGAUCUGGGCGACGCCAAUCUGCGCAUCGCCAACUGCCGCAACGCCAACCUCAAGAACUGCAAUCUGCGCUCGGCCGUGUUGGCUGGCGCCGACUUGGAGAAGUGCGACCUAUCGGGCAGCGACCUGUUCGAGGCCAAUCUGCGCGGCGCCAACUUGAAAGACGCGGUUUUGGAGCUGAUGCAGACGCCGCUGCACAUGAGCCAGACCAUCCGCUGACCGGCCACCAAUAAACGCACAGGCUUCAAAAAA
Messenger RNA from Dendroctonus ponderosae (mountain pine beetle), 1277 nucleotides. Its product is annotated as BTB/POZ domain-containing protein KCTD9. Gene Ontology annotation, biological process: protein homooligomerization. The coding region runs from base 96 to 1244 and encodes 382 amino acids. The record is from RefSeq and is a predicted model, not a curated record. The transcript is spliced from 3 exons. NCBI's taxonomy places the organism in Eukaryota, Metazoa, Arthropoda, Insecta, Coleoptera, Curculionidae. Gene Ontology annotation, molecular function: protein binding.